This is a messenger RNA of Armigeres subalbatus, 2955 nucleotides long. It is a transcript of the gene Arl8, whose product is annotated as ADP-ribosylation factor-like protein 8. The transcript is spliced from 4 exons. Gene Ontology annotation, biological process: anterograde axonal transport; protein transport. The record is from RefSeq and is a predicted model, not a curated record. Gene Ontology annotation, molecular function: GTPase activity; GTP binding. Gene Ontology annotation, cellular component: lysosomal membrane. Lineage: Eukaryota; Metazoa; Arthropoda; Insecta; Diptera; Culicidae. Bases 353 to 913 code for a protein of 186 amino acids.
GAAGUGAAAAUCUUUCUGCCUGCGAUGACAGCCAAAAGUGAUAGUGCAAAAGACCAGCAAGCAAAAGCCAUCCGCAGAUAGAAAAGCUGAUCCUCUUUCGUUUUCGUGCGUGUGUCGUCUCUGCGUCGGGUGACAAGGAAAAAAAAAGGCUGUGGUUCGUCCGAUUCGGAUUAUUAGUUUCCCGUGUUCGAUCCGUCGUUUUUCUUUGGUUUUCGCGAGUUAGCCCAAGAGUGUUCUUUUCCGCAGACUACGCACCAGCAGCUGGAAAAGUUUUCCCAAGUGUAAACAAAAAAGGCGAGCCUUGGAAGCAGCAGGAAAGGUUUAGUCAUCGUCUGCGGAACAAAAGCGGAGAAUGUUGGCCCUGAUCAAUCGCAUUCUGGACUGGUUCAAGAGCCUGUUCUGGAAGGAGGAAAUGGAACUGACGCUGGUCGGGCUGCAGUACUCGGGCAAGACCACCUUUGUCAACGUAAUUGCCUCCGGCCAGUUCUGCGAAGACAUGAUCCCGACCGUCGGGUUCAACAUGCGCAAGGUGACCAAAGGCAACGUGACCAUCAAGGUGUGGGACAUCGGCGGUCAGCCACGCUUCCGGUCGAUGUGGGAACGAUACUGCCGCGGGGUCAACGCCAUCGUCUACAUGGUUGAUGCGGCGGAUUUGGAUAAGAUGGAAGCUUCUCGGAAUGAGUUGCACUCGCUGUUGGAUAAGCCACAGCUAGCCGGCAUUCCGGUGCUGGUGUUAGGUAACAAGCGAGAUAUUUCUGGCGCGUUGGAUGAGCCGGGACUGAUUGAAAGAAUGAAUCUCUCCAGCAUACAGGAUCGGGAGAUCUGCUGCUACAGCAUCUCGUGCAAGGAGAAGGACAACAUCGACAUCACCCUGCAGUGGCUGAUCGCUCACUCCAAGAGCCAGAGCCGUUAAAAUGAUGCAACGGUUGUUGUCGUCGUCGCCGUAGUUAUUGUCGGUUUGUGUGCGUUCGUUGUGGCUUCAGCAGUUCAGCAGGGAUUUUAAUAUUCAACGAUGAUCAAGCAAAGGCUUUGGGGGACCGGAUACAAGAACUAUUAAGAGACUGAUGGUGUACAACGGCGCGGCCACACCAUGUUCGUUAGUUUUAGCAAUGAGUAACGGCAAGAAUUUCAAGCAUGAAAACACAACAAUGUAGAACAUUUAGUAGAUCACGUGGCACAUGGUACACCGGAUUGGCUGCUCGAGCAUAAGAUUCUUCCCUAUAAUAGGAACUGUUUGUUUGGUAUGUACGCGGGAACGGUUUCCGAAUCUCAACCCGGUACGGUCGGAUAAGAUGAACAGUGUUAGGCAUAAGAGAGGCAUGAAUGCGAUUGAUUAUAAGUUGUGACAUUUGAGCAGUUUUGUUUUAAUAUACAUAAAAAGUUAUUACAGUCAUAUGGAUACUAACUAAAUUACUUCAAAUGGAAAUUAUUCGGAAAGAGCGUCUUUAUUAUUCAGAAAUAUUGGGAUACGUUAGACGAAUGGUAUGACAUCAUCUGUUAGGGUUUUUAUGCGUGCAGAUGUUCGUGAUUUUGAUAAAAUAUUCCCCCCAAAAAAAGGCAAACUGAUAAAAGCAAACUCAAUCAGCAGUUAGUACGCAAAAUAAACGCCAAAUGAUUCACAUUACUAACUAGAGCAAUUCACACAGCAACAAACCGAAGCACGUACAUACCCUCACUAAUCUCAAUGAAAUGCACGCAGGAUGACAAUUCUGCUAGGGAAACAAUUAAAUUGAAACAAAUUUGCUUUAUAGAUAACACGUUGUUAAAUGAGUGCGAGAUCGAUGAAAUGAAUGAGCGUCCUUUGCGUUGUUUCCAGCUCCCGUGUUUUGUCCAACAGUUCUACGAAUUAUGCGUUUGUUUGAGUUCCUGAUCCAAGUGGGCAGCAUCACAAUCCUUUUAGUAUUGUUUUCUAUGUGUGGACGAAAACGAUCUGAGUGCAGCAAAUGUGCGAGUGAAUUGACCAUUCAAUUGAUAGUAUAAAAUAUCCCAAAACAAAACAGACAAAUAGUUGAACUUAUUAUUCUCCAUUACUAAACUGAUAUUUUCGAAAAUAAGUAAAAUGAGAAACAAUUCUUUUUUCUUGAUAUUUGUUUUUAACUUUUUGGAUGCUUCUUAUUCGUAUUAUGCAAAGAUAUAUUAUUUUCAUAUUUUUUACAGAAACAAAUCAAUUUAUUUUUCUUCUAAUGUUUAGGAAAGCUCAGUUUCAAUAGUGAGCAAUUUUAGGUUUCGCGCAGUGAUAUGUUGAGUAAUAUUAGGUCUUUAUAUAAACAACAAAAGUCGAGAGGGUCAGGUGGAUAACAAAAAAUACAUAAUUACGUUGUUGACCGUUAUGAUGCCAUAGUCGGUAAAUAAAACCUUAAUCACGAUCACAUAGAAUAACACUCACAUAUUUGUCCCCGUUUAUUAAAAAACUGCAAGAACACUUUGCAAGGUAAUAAAAUGCAGGCUGUCGAACUCGCGCGAACGAGAUCACCGAAUGUUCCAGCGAAGCUAUCGGAAAUAUGUAAACCUGGGACAAGUCUGUGAGUGCGGACGGUAGUUAUAGGUUCCCAUUGGAUUUCCAUUCGAAAAGUAGUGUCAUUGUCAAAAGUUGAAUCUUGCAAAUAAAGCCAAGCUUCCUUAGAGCAGUUAUAUACCAAUCGAUAGGUUUUCACGUUUCCUAAGGCUUAAUAUUGUGGGUAUUAUUUCGCAGUUUAUUUUUCAGCAAACAUUUUCUAUCAAGUUCAACCAGCGUUAUAACAGUGGUAAACAUUACAAGCGAAACAAAUAAUCAUAAUGACAAAAUAUAAAAUGGGAAGGAAGUGGUGAAAAACGAAUAGUUAGUAGAUGAAACAAAACAAAUAACUGGAAACUAAGAAUGAAUAUGAUUAAUAUUAAAUUGAUUACUAAAUCUUAUACUGUAUAUAAUGACAACAUAUGAUAAUAAUAAUGAAAUAUUAUAUAUGACUACAGAAA